Messenger RNA from Heterostelium album PN500, 900 nucleotides. RefSeq names its product mitochondrial substrate carrier family protein (gene mcfT). The transcript is spliced from 4 exons. Lineage: Eukaryota; Evosea; Eumycetozoa; Acytosteliales; Acytosteliaceae. Bases 1 to 900 code for a protein of 299 amino acids. The record is from RefSeq and is a predicted model, not a curated record. Gene Ontology annotation, biological process: transmembrane transport.
AUGUCUACAAAACCAAAUGAAGCAGCUGCAGGAAAUCCACCACCUCCAAAGCGUCAACCAUUAUGGCAUACAUUUGUUUCAGGAGGUAUUGCUGGUGUCAGUGAAAUAUUGGUUAUGUAUCCUUUGGAUGUAGUUAAAACUAGAGCUCAGUUGCAGGUUGGUCAAGGUGCAUCGAUGUUUGGUACCCUCAUGCACAUGAUCAAGCAUGAUGGUUUCAAGAUGUAUAGAGGUAUCGUUCCACCCAUUUUAGUGGAGGCACCCAAGCGUGCAAUUAAAUUUGCCUCUAAUAAAUUCUAUGAGGAAAAGAUAUUAAAUCAUUAUGGAAAUGCUCGUCCAACUCAAAACCAAGCGAUUGCUGCUGGUGUUAUGGCAGGUAUUACUGAAGCAUUUGUUGUUGUACCAUUUGAACUUGUAAAAAUUAGAUUGCAGGCAAAAGAAAAUGCUGGUAAAUAUAAAAAUACAGCAGAUUGUGUAUUAAAGAUUGCUCAACAAGAAGGUAUCGGUGGAUUUUUCAAGGGAUUGGAAUCGACACUGUGGAGACACGCACUCUGGAAUGGUGGUUACUUUGGAUUGAUCCACACCAUCAAAUCAGCGUUGCCAAAGCCACAGAAUGAGCGUCAGACACUUAUGAAUAACUUUGUGGCCGGUGGUCUUGCCGGUACCUUUGGUACUAUAUUGAACACACCUGCCGAUGUAGUAAAGAGCAGAAUCCAAAAUCAAGGCAGUGGUCCAAUCAAAUACAAUUGGUGUAUUCCAUCGAUGAUCACCGUUGCCAAAGAAGAGGGUAUCGGUGCACUCUACAAAGGUUUCCUACCAAAAGUACUCAGACUAGGUCCAGGUGGUGGUAUUCUCUUGGUUGUCAAUGAUUACGUUAUGAAACUUUUAGCAUCAAAACAAUAA